AAGUCCUUCACAGUGACUCAAGCUUAAAUGACACGUGGGUAUUUACAUAUAUGGAAAAUCUAAUGGUGUCAUCAGUCCUUUUAAUAAAACGUGGGUAUUACAAAAUGUGGGUUUCGGUUGUUGAUGGCAAUGUGAAAUCGUCUAGACUACAAGAGAAAAAAAAGUUGUCUUUGUUGACUAUUGGGUCAUAAAAUAAUGAAAAAAUAAGUUAUCAUAGAUGCAAAUAUGCAAUCAUGCAAAUAAGUCGUAACGGGACUACGGGAGGAGAGGAAAAUUAGUUGGAAGUAUAUUGCAACUAGCUAACCUACCAACCGUGUUCACUUUCAAGUUUCAAUGCUACAUUUAGUAAUAUCUAAUAUAUAUAAGGUAUCAAAAUAUAAAAGUUUAUAUCAUAAUUUCUUUUGGUUAUUUAAGAUAGAAGAGCCAAUGGCGAUGAAGAAGACAUCACAUGUUCUUCUGCUAAGUCUUCUGCUUUGCCUGAUGUUUGUGAUUGGUCUUGUAGAAGCUAGUAUUCCAGGUGGUGAUAUGGGUCCAGAAAUAUAUACUCCACCAUCAGGAUCAUGUGGAGCUCCUAUUGCCAAAUAUGAUUCCCAAGUACUACUAACCAAGAGACCACCACCAUGUAGACGUCCUCGACUCGAAAACACAGAAGAUGUGACCUACACCACACGACCUUAAAAUAUAGGAACACUACUCGAUAUAUAUGUAAUAUUCUUUUAAGGAUUAUCGUUAUCGAAAUGAUACGUGGAGUGAUUCUAAUCUCGGUCAUUACCAAUAUUUUCACUACACUGAUUUUUUAGUUACUGUUUAAAGCAAAAAAAGAAAAAAGUUCUAAACUCAAAUGUGUUAAUUCUACCGAUUAUGUAACCAGGAUGAGAUUUUAUAUGGGAAUAUGGCAAAGUCCCGGGGUCGAAUUCUACCCGCAACUUCUAUGGAUACCAAGUAAAAGUAGAAAGGUCACUGUUUUGCUCAUCAACAUGCAAUGAAUAUGGUCACAAUUAAUUACUAAUUACUAAUUACUAAACCAAGUCGCAUUGGUCCAGUGGUAAAGGAGAGAAAAGUCUCCGCCACCUGGGUUCGAGUAGCAUUGGCCACCGGGGUUCGAAUUCUAACAUGGUU
This is a messenger RNA of Arabidopsis lyrata subsp. lyrata, 1119 nucleotides long. RefSeq lists its product as uncharacterized. Lineage: Eukaryota; Viridiplantae; Streptophyta; Magnoliopsida; Brassicales; Brassicaceae. The coding region runs from base 334 to 678 and encodes 114 amino acids. The transcript is spliced from 2 exons. The record is from RefSeq and is a predicted model, not a curated record.